Molecule: messenger RNA, 1749 nt
Organism: Andrographis paniculata
Lineage: Eukaryota; Viridiplantae; Streptophyta; Magnoliopsida; Lamiales; Acanthaceae
Exons: 2
Coding region: 47-1426 (459 amino acids)
Molecular function (GO): protein binding
Source: RefSeq, a predicted model, not a curated record
CUCAGUCCUUCCUUGCAUUUCUUCCUCCUCUUCCUCUUCCUCUUCCAUGGAGAACAACAACUACUCCUACAACUCCUCCUACCCGGAGUCCGGCCAUUCCUCGCCUCUCUCGCGCGAGAUCGAGUUAGAAAAUCCGCCACCGUGGGAAGGUACGCAGGGUAAUCAACCUCCUUCGCCCAACUAUAAAGUCAAGUUCAUGUGCAGUUAUGGCGGAAAAAUCCACCCUCGCCCGCACGAUAACCAGUUGUCGUACAUCGGAGGGGAGACGAAGAUCCUCGCUGUCGAUCGGGACAUCAAAUUCGCUUCUCUGCUCUCCAAGCUCGUAGCUCUCUGCGGCGAUAAUGAGGCUAUUUUGUUCAAGUAUCAGUUGCCUGGUGAAGAUCUGGACGCGCUGAUUUCGGUGGCGAAUGAUGAUGAUUUGGAGCAUAUGAUGCACGAGUACGAUCGGCUGUUUAGAGCUUCGCCUAGGCCUGCGAGGUUGAGGAUUUUUGUCUUUCCUAGCCUGAAUAAUCCUAGCCUGAAUUCGUCUCGGAGUUUCGAAUUUGAGGAUGUGAAGACGGAGAAAGAUAGGUUUGUCGAGGCGUUAAAUACGGCGGCGCCCCCUGCUGUUGCGGCGGCGGCGCCUCAACUGCAACCGCCGCCGGCGAAUGUUGAUUUUUUGUUUGGUUUGGAGAAGCCAAACGUAAUGGCAGAAGUGGAAGAUCCGGUGGUUCAUCACGACAUGGACGAAAAGUUAAUCGGAUCGGAUCCGAUACAGAAGCACAUUCACGAUCUACAGAGGCUGCGGAUGGAGGAUCAGGAAGGAAUGAUCUAUGGCAGGAAAAUCGACGAUAAUCCAGUGCUGACGCCCGGCGGGGGAGAGUAUUACAAUUACAAUUACAAUUACAUUAAUUACAAAGUUCCGGUAAAGAAUAUCAGUCAGGCGCCGAUUCCCGGCGGCGUUCCGGCGUACUGGACAGAGAAACAGUUACAAUCUCCUCCUGGCGGUGGCGGUGGAGUAUUUCGAGCGGGCAGUAACGAACAACAAGUGUACAUGAUACCAGGUGCUGGUGGUGGUGGUCACGUGAGAGCGGUGCCAACUCCAAGCCAAGGAGGAGGAUACUAUACAGUUCAGAGGAUGAUACCUCCCGAACAAGUUCAUUUCUACAGUAUGAUUCCUCCUCAGGCUCAGGCUCAGGCUCAGGCUCAGGCUGUGUCACCGCCCACUUUAUCUAUACUGCCCCAGCCACAGCCACUGCCACAGAAGACGACGGCUCCAACUCCAGCAGGCCUAGGAGUAGGACUAGGGGGGUACGCGUACGAUGGGAGACAGGUGGUACAGUACCACGUCGGAGGAGGAGGAGGAGCCUUGAACGUGCAGGUGGAAGGAAGCAGCAAAGGCGUCGCCCCACUCCCAAAGACGCCUGUUACUACUACGACUCUCUGAUACAUACAUACUGUUUUGUUGGGUUGAAGUGAUUAUCAUUUGAUUCUUCCACGGGACCGUCUCUCUUCUCUCUAUGUCGUGCUUGUUGCUUUUGAUUUGACUGUGGGUAAGGUGGGCGGGGGUUGAUUCCCAUUUGGAACAUAGGUUUGAGUUCUCCUUCCGCCUGAAUCCACUCCACACCAUUCUACUCUACCGACACAAUUAUAGAUAUAUACGUAGUCUGAUGAUGCGGUGCCCAUACGGCCAUACAGUAUGAUUAGCCUCAACUUAUUUCAUUUCAUAUCUCUGUUUCUCCCCAGAAUUAGCGUGGGGUUGCUUGGGUU